GGCUUAUUUCAGAUCAGAAACAAUGAGAUAUGGAUGGGACAAACCAAACAGCAGUGACAGAGUUCAUUUUUCUUGGGUUUUCUAGUGUUCUCUAUCUGCGGCUAACUUUGUUUGUGAUAUUUCUCACUGUGUAUCUGCUCUCCCUCAUGGGAAACACUCUUAUUAUUUUCAUUGUUCUCACGGAUGUCACACUCCAAACACCCAUGUACAUUUUUUUAGGAAAUUUGUCAUUCCUGGAGAUCUGGUACACCACAGCCACGGUGCCUAAGUUGCUGGCCACCUGCCUCGCACGGGUUGUUACCAUCUCUGUUUUUGGUUGUAUAACCCAGUACUACUUCUUUUUCUCCAUGGGAGCUACAGAGUGCAUCCUGCUCGCAGUGAUGGCCUAUGACCGGUACCUGGCCAUCUGCAGCCCUUUAAGGUAUUCACUUCUCAUGAGUCUUCGGGUGUGCCUGCGGUUUUCAGCUGGAUCAUGGAUUGGGGGCUUCAUUGCCCCUCUGCUACCUACUAUACUCAUCUCCCAUCUAAGCUUCUGUGGCCCCCAGAAGAUCAACCAUUUCUUUUGUGACUCAGACCCCAUUUUUAAACUGUCUUGCUCUGAUACAUUUUUGGUGGAGGCCUUGGGCUACACAUGUACAUCUGUUGUGAUUCUAAGUUCUUUCCUUCUCACUAUGUUUUCCUAUGGAUACAUUGUGGUCACAAUAAUCAAGCUGUCUUCCCAAAAAGCUCAGAGGAAAGCUUUUUCCACAUGUGCCUCCCACCUCACUGUGGUCACCAUUUAUUAUGGCACCAUUAUCUUUGCUUAUGUUCGCCCUCCAGCCACACACAACUUCACUAUUGGUAAAGUGAUCUCAGUGUUCUACUGUGUGGUCACUCCAUUGGUAAACCCUCUCAUAUACACCCUGAGAAACAAAGAUGUGAAGAAAGCUUUCAGAAAAGUUCUAACAAGAAAGAGAUUGCUUUUGACCAGAAAGAUGCAAUAAAUUUGAGAGAUAUUUUUAAAUAAUCAGUUUAGAAUGGGUUCCCAAGUCACACUUGCAAACAGGAAGAAUUAAAAAUUACAUAUAAAAUUAAUAUCAUUUAAUAUGGACAUUUUGGGUUGAAUUCUACUAAAAUAGAAUUGUAUAACUGUUCUGCUUUAAUGUCUUAGUGCAAUGCCACAAUGAUAUGGGUAACUCAAACUUUCUAUUCACAAGAGAUUCACAACCAGAAAAUAGGCUGACUUAAUUCCAUGUGAUAUUUAAUGAAUGUUUUCAUACUUUACACCUUAAUAGUAGGUAAAUAGUUGUUUUAAUUAAAUGAUCCAGUAUUAUACCAUCUGAUAGAUGGGCUAUUAUAAAUGUGUCAGUUUUUACCUCAAAAUAACUCAAUCAAUAAAUGUCGUUAAAAACAUAUGAUGAGCUAGGGACUGCAUUUAAUUGGUGUUUAUAUAAUUGUGGAUAUAAACUGAAAUAGAUACUUAUUUAGAAGACUUUGGGUAAUUAACUUUUUCUGGAUGAUAGAAAUAGUAGAAAUACAUUAUAUUAAAUUUUUUCUCGAUAAUACAACUGGAUCUCAAGAUAUUAGCAGAGGUUGUGGGCACUUGGGUGGCUCAGUCAGUUAAGUGGCCAAAUUUCAAUUCAGGUAAUGAUCUCAGCUCCUGAGGUUGAGCUCUGCAUCAGGCUCUGCACUGACA
Messenger RNA from Felis catus (domestic cat), 1675 nucleotides. RefSeq names its product olfactory receptor 6F1-like. The transcript has a single exon. Gene Ontology annotation, cellular component: membrane. Gene Ontology annotation, molecular function: olfactory receptor activity; G protein-coupled receptor activity. Gene Ontology annotation, biological process: G protein-coupled receptor signaling pathway. The record is from RefSeq and is a predicted model, not a curated record. The coding region runs from base 30 to 983 and encodes 317 amino acids. NCBI's taxonomy places the organism in Eukaryota, Metazoa, Chordata, Mammalia, Carnivora, Felidae.